This is a messenger RNA of Anguilla rostrata (American eel), 9149 nucleotides long. Its product is annotated as E3 ubiquitin-protein ligase UBR5. Gene Ontology annotation, biological process: positive regulation of canonical Wnt signaling pathway; protein polyubiquitination. Lineage: Eukaryota; Metazoa; Chordata; Actinopteri; Anguilliformes; Anguillidae. The coding region runs from base 180 to 8675 and encodes 2831 amino acids. Gene Ontology annotation, cellular component: nucleus; cytoplasm. The transcript has 60 exons. Gene Ontology annotation, molecular function: RNA binding; ubiquitin-ubiquitin ligase activity; ubiquitin binding. The record is from RefSeq and is a predicted model, not a curated record.
GAACACAGCGAAGAAACUGGUAGAACUAAGAUGGCGGAGUGUGGGUGAGGAGGUAGCAGAUCAUUGCUCUGGUGUUCUUCGUUUCAGUGAAAAUAUAUGUAAUCACGCCAUUACAGUGCACACGAAAAUAUUAAUUUCCCAAUAAUUCAUACAUAUUCGUGUUAUUUGGGAUUGAACUUAUGACGUCCAUCCACUUCGUGGUACAUCCAUUGCCUGGGACCGAAGACCAGCUCAAUGACAGGUUACGGGAGGUCUCGGAAAAACUCAACAAAUACAACUACAACAGUCACCCCCCACUCAACGUGUUGGAACAGGCCACUAUUAAACAAUGUGUGGUGGGACCAAACCAUGCUGCUUUUCUCCUGGAGGACGGUCGCGCCUGCAGGAUCGGGUUUGCCGUGCAGCCCGACAGGCUGGAGCUGGGCAAACCAGAUGGCGGUGACGGUUCAAAGUUGAGCAGUGGUUCAGGGACAGGAAGGACCCCCAGGCCAGGCAGGACUAAUGAUCCGCCCUGGUUCCUGUCUGGUUCUGACACACUGGGCAGACUGGCAGGCAACACCCUUGGGAGCCGCUGGAGCUCGGCGGUGAACGGCGGAGCGGCGGGGGGCGGCGGGGGCGGGGGCAGCGGCGGAGGGGGCGGAGGAGGAGGAGGCGGGGGAGGAGGUGGAGGAGGCGGGAGCGGGGGCGGCGGCUCCUCCGGCAGGUCGUCGGCGGCGGCGCGGGACUCCAGGAGGCAGACGCGGGUGAUCCGCACGGGGAGGGAGCGCGGCUCGGGGCUCCUGGGGAGCCAGCCCCAGCCCGUCAUCCCCGCCUCCGUCAUCCCCGAGGAGCUCAUCUCUCAGGCCCAGGUGGUUCUUCAGGGCAAAUCCAGGAGCGUCAUCAUUCGCGAGCUCCAGCGCACAAACCUGGACGUGAACUUGGCCGUCAACAACCUGCUGAGCAGGGACGACGAGGACGGCGACGACGGAGACGACACAGCCAGCGAGUCUUACUUACCCGGAGAGGACCUGAUGUCCCUGCUGGACGCCGACAUCCACUCGGCCCACCCCAGCGUCAUCAUCGACGCGGACGCCAUGUUCUCCGAAGACAUCAGCUACUUCGGAUACCCCUCGUUCCGACGCUCCUCGCUGUCCCGGCUCGGAUCCUCACGAGUUCUCCUUCUUCCCCUAGAGCGUGACUCGGAGCUGUUGCGUGAGCGUGAGUCUGUGUUGAGGUUGCGCGAGCGGCGCUGGCUCGACGGGGCCUCUUUUGACACGGAGCGCGGCUCCACCAGCAGGGACGGCGAGCCCGGCCUGGACCGGAAGAGCCCCCCCACGCAGAGCCCCGUCUCCCUGGCCGAGGACCUCCAGUGGUGGCCCGAUAAGGAUGGCACUAAGUUUGUGAGCAUUGGGGCGCUGUACUCUGAGCUGGUGGCUGUCAGUACCAAAGGAGAGCUUUACCAAUGGAAAUGGAGCGAACCAGAACCCUACAGGAACACGCAGAACCCUUCUGUUCACCACCCACGGGCCUCCUUCCUGGGCCUCACCAAUGAGAAGAUCACCCUCCUUUCAGCCAACUGCAUCAGAGCCACUGUCGCCACGGAGAGCAACAAGGUUAGAGCGUGGCUCCACCCCCCGUCCGGCCCUAAGGAUCCAUGGCAAAUGCACGUGGCUCCAUCUUGGGCACCGGCGCAGGCCUUCAGCGAGCUGCAGGGCGAGCGCAUCGUCUCGCUGCACUGCUGCGCGCUCUACACCUGCGCCCAGCUGGAGAGCUGCCUCUGCUGGUGGGGCGUUGUGCCUUUCAGCCAACGUAAGAAGAUGCUGGAGAAGGCCAGAGCCAAGAACAAGAAGCCAAAGUCCAGCGCUGGCAUCUCCUCCAUCCCUAACAUUACUGUGGGAACACAGGUGUGCCUGAGAAACAACCCGCUGUACCACGCGGGCGCGGUGGCCUUCUCCGUCAGCACGGGCGUGCCCAAGGUGGGCGUGCUGCUGGAGUCGGUGUGGAACAUGAACGACAGCUGCCGCUUCCAGCUGCGCUCGCCAGAGAGCCUCAAGAACCUGGAGAAGACCAGCAAAACCCAGGAGGCCAAGACGGAGAGCAAACCGGAGGCGGUGAAGACGGAGAUGGGCCCUCCGCCCUCGCCGGCGUCCACCUGCAGUGACACCUCGUCCAUCGCCAGCAGCGCCUCGCUGCCCUAUAAGCGACGGCGCUCUACUCCCGCCCCCAAAGAGGAGGAGAAAGUCAACGAAGAGCAGUGGCCUCUUCGGGAAGUGGUUUUUGUGGAGGAUGUAAAAAAUGUCCCUGUAGGAAAGGUGCUAAAAGUCGAUGGUGCGUAUGUUGCUGUGAAAUUUCCAGGGACGUCGAGCAGCGUGAGCAGCCAGAGCGCAGCUCCCUCUGACUCUGACCCGUCCUCACUGCUGCAGGACUGCAGGCUGCUCAGAAUAGAUGAGCUGCAGGUUGUAAAAACUGGUGGAACUCCAAAAGUUCCCGAUUGCUUCCAGCGCACUCCUAAAAAACUAUGUAUACCCGAAAAGGCUGAAAUAUUGGCUGUGAAUGUUGACUCCAAAGGAGUCCACGCUGUCCUGAAGACAGGCAGCUGGGUGAGAUAUUGUAUCUUUGAUCUGGCCUCUGGGAAGGCCGAGCAGGAGAAUAACUUCCCCACCAGCAGCCUGGCCUUUCUGGGCCAGAAUGAGCGCAAUGUGGCCAUCUUCACUGCAGGGCAGGAAUCCCCAAUAGUCCUGAGGGACGGAAAUGGAACUAUUUACCCCCUGGCGAAAGACUGUAUGGGUGGAAUACGAGACCCCGACUGGCUGGAUCUGCCCCCCAUAUCCAGCCUGGGUUUGGGGGUUCACUCUCUGGCCAACCUUCCCGCCAACUCGACCGUCAAGAAGAAAGCCGCCAUUAUCAUCAUGGCUGUGGAAAAGCAGACGCUGAUGCAGCAGGUGCUGCGCUGCGACUACGAGGCGUGCCGCCAGUACCUGGCCAACCUGGAGCAGGCCGUCCUGCUAGAGCAGAGCCCCCACGCCCUCAGCGCCCUGCUGGGCCACCGCUGCGACGGCAACCGCAACAUCCUGCACGCCGCCGUCUCCGUCUGCUUCCCCGUCAGCAACAAGGAGACCAAGGAGGAGGAAGAAGCUGAGCGGUCCGAGAGGAACACGUUCGCGGAGAGGCUGUCCGCGGUGGAGGCCAUCGCCAACGCCAUCUCCGUGGUCUCCAGCAACAGCUCGGGGAACAGGACGGGCUCGUCCAGCAGCCGGGGCCUGCGGCUGCGCGAGAUGAUGAGGCGGUCCCUGAGAGCCGCCGGAUUGGGCCGCCACGAGUCGGGCCCCUCCUCCAGCGAGCACCAGGACCCCGUGUCCCCGCCCAUCGCCCCGCCCAGCUGGGUGCCAGACCCCCCGCCCAUGGAUCCAGACGGCGAUAUCGACUUCAUCCUGGCCCCCGCCGUGGGCUCCCUCACCACGGCUUCAUCCGGCACGGGCCAGGGGCCCAGCACCUCCACCAUACCAGGGCCUUCCUCUGAGCCCUCGCUGGUGGAGUCCAAAGACCGGAAGGCCAACGCCCACCUGAUCCUGAAGCUGAUGUGCGACAGCGUCCUGCUCCGCCCCUACCUCCGCGAGCUGCUGUCCGCUAAGGACGCCCGCGGGAUGACCCCCUUCAUGCUGGCCGUCAGCGGCAGGGCCUACCCGGCAGCCAUCACCAUUCUGGAAGCGGCUCAGAAAAUAGCCAAAGGGGACUCUGGCCCGGGGGAGAAGGAGGACACAGACUCUGUGUUCAUGGAAAUGAUCUGUCCCGCCGGGACCAACCCGGACGACUCGCCCCUCUACGUGCUCUGCUGCAACGACACCUGCAGCUUCACCUGGACCGGGGCGGAGCACAUCAACCAGGACAUCUUUGAGUGCCGGACCUGCGGUUUGCUGGAGUCUCUCUGCUGCUGUACCGAAUGUGCCAGGGUUUGCCACAAGGGCCACGACUGCAAGCUGAAGAGAACCUCUCCCACUGCGUACUGUGACUGCUGGGAGAAGUGCAAGUGCAAGACGCUGAUCGCAGGGCAGAAGUCUGCUCGCCUGGACCUGCUGUACCGACUGCUGACCACCACCAGCCUGGUGACCACGCCUAACAGCAGGGGGGAGCACAUCCUCCUCUUCCUGGUCCAGACUGUCGCCAGGCAGAGCGUGGAGCACUGCCAGUACCGGCCCCCGCGGAUCAGAGAGGACCGGAACCGCAAAGCUGCUAACGCCGAGGACUCCGACAUGCCGGACCACGACCUGGAGCCUCCGCGCUUCGCCCAGCUGGCUCUGGAGCGCGUGCUGCAGGACUGGAACGCCCUCAGGUCCAUGGUCCUCUUCGGCUCCCGCGAGAACAAAGACCCCCUGAGCGCCAGCAGCCGAAUCGGGCACCUCCUCCCUGAGGAGCAGGUGUACCUGAACCAGCAGAGCGCCACCAUCAGGCUGGACUGCUUCACACACUGCCUCAUCGUCAAGUGCGCCCCCGACAUCACGUUCAUCGACACGCUGCUGGGCACGCUGGUGAAGGAGCUGCAGAACAAGUACACGCCCGGGCGCAGGGAGGAGGCCGUGGACGUCACCAUGCGCUUCCUGCGCUCGGUCGCCCGCGUCUUCGUCAUCCUCAGCGUGGAGAUGGCCUCGUCCAAGAAGAAGAAUAACUUCAUCCCCCAGCCCAUCGGGAAGUGCCGGCGGGUGUUCCAGGCGCUGCUGCCGUACGCGGUGGAGGAGCUGUGCAACGUGGCCGAGUCGCUCAUCGUGCCCGUGCGCAUGGGCGUGGCCCGCCCCACCGCGCCCUUCACCCUGGCCAGCACCAGCAUCGACGCCGUGCAGGGCAGCGAGGAGCUCUUCUCCGUCGAGCCGCUGCCGCCCCGGCCCUCGCCCGACCAGUCCAGCAGCUCCAGCCAGUCGGCCUCCUCCUACAUCAUGAGGAACCCGCAGCCCCGCCGCAGCAGCCAAUCGCAGCCCGCCCGCGGCCGGGACGAGGAGCAGGACGAGAUCGUGUCCGCCGACGUCGAGGAGGUGGAGGUGGUGGAGGGCGUGGCCGGGGAGGAGGAUCACCACGACGACCAGGAGGAGCAGGGGGAGGAGAACGCCGAGGUGGAGGGGCAGCACGACGAACACGACGAGGAUGGCAGCGACAUGGAGCUGGAUUUGCUGGCUGCAGCAGAGACGGAGAGUGACAGUGAGAGUAACCAUAGUAACCAAGAUAAUGCCAGUGGCCGGAGGAGUGUUGUCACCGCAGCAACUGCUGGCUCCGAAGCAGGUGCCAGCAGUGUCCCUGCCUUCUUUUCAGAGGACGACUCCCAGUCCAACGACUCGAGCGACUCGGACAGCAGCAGCAGCCAGAGCGACGACGUGGACCAGGAGACCUACCUGGUGGACGAGCCGCUGGAGCGGGCGUCGGGCGCCUCGCACGCCAACGGCGCCGCCCAGGCCCCGCGCUCCAUGCAGUGGGCCGUGCGCAGCACCCCCAGCCAGAGGGCCGCCAGCAGCGCCCCCUCCAGCUCCUCCACCCCCGCCGCGAGCUCCACCGGGCUGAUCUACAUCGACCCGUCCAACCUGCGGCGGAGCGGGGCCAUCAGCACCAGCGCGGCCGCGGCGGCCGCCGCCCUGGAGGCCAGCAACUCCAGCAGCUACCUGACCUCCGCCAGCAGCCUGGCGCGCGCCUACAGCAUCGUCAUCCGCCAGAUCUCCGACCUCAUGGGCCUCAUCCCCAAAUACAACCACCUGGUGUACUCCCAGUACCCCGCCGCCGUCAAGCUCACCUACCAGGACGCUGUCAACCUGCAGAACUACGUGGAGGAGAAGCUGAUCCCCACCUGGAACUGGAUGGUGUCCAUCAUGGACUCCACGGAGGCUCAGCUGCGCUACGGCUCGGCCCUGUCCUCCGCCGGCGACCCGGGGCACCCCAGCCACCCGCUGCACGCCUCGCAGCACUCCACCCGCCGCGACCGCAUGACCGCCCGCGAAGAGGCCAGCCUGAGGACGCUGGAGGGGCGCAGGCGUGCGGCCACGCUGCUCAGCGCGCGGCAGGGCAUGCUGUCGGCCCGCGGGGACUUCCUGAACUAUGCGCUCUCGCUGAUGCGCUCCCACAACGACGAGCACUCGGACGUGCUGCCCGUGCUGGACGUGUGCUCGCUCAAGCACGUGGCCUACGUCUUCCAGGCCCUCAUCUACUGGAUCAAGGCCAUGAACCAGCAGACCACGCUGGACACGCCCCAGCUGGACAGGAAGAGAACCCGUGAGAUUCUGGAGCUGGGUCUGGACAACGAGGACUCGGAACACGAGAACGAUGAAGACACCAAUCAGAGCUCCACUCUCCACGACAAGGAAGAGGACCCGGUGCCGGCCGAAACAGGCCAGAACCACCCCUUCUUCCGCCGCUCCGACUCCAUGACCUUCCUGGGCUGCAUCCCGCCCAACCCGUUUGAGGUGCCCCUGGCCGAGGCCAUCCCCCUGGCCGACCAGCCGCACCUGCUGCAGCCGAACGCGAGGAAGGAGGACCUGUUUGGCCGGCCGAGUCAGGGCCUGUACUCGUCCACGUUCAGUGCCAGUAAGGGCCUAUCCGAGCUGUCUCUGGACAGGAACUGCCUGGAGGUCCUGCCCACUAAGAUGUCGUACUCGGCCAACAUGAAGAACGUGAUGAGCAUGCAGGCGCGGCAGAAGGCCGGGGAGGAGCAGGCGGCGGCGGCCGAGGAGGAGAUGGAGGUGCCCAAGCCCGGCCCCUCCGCCCACGACCUGGCCGCCCAGCUCAAGAGCAGCCUGCUGGCCGAGAUCGGGCUGACCGAGAGCGAGGGUCCGCCCCUGCCCUCCUUCAGGCCUCACUGCAGUUUCAUGGGCAUGGUGAUCUCCCACGACAUGCUGCUGGGGCGCUGGCGGCUCUCCCUCGAGCUCUUCGGCCGCGUCUUCAUGGAGGACGUGGGGGCGGAGCCCGGAUCGAUCCUGACGGAGCUGGGCGGCUUCGAGGUGAAGGAGUCCAAGUUCCGGCGGGAGAUGGAGAAGCUGCGCAACCAGCAGUCGCGGGACCUGGCGCUGGAGGUGGAGCGCGACCGCGAGCAGCUCAUCCAGCAGACCAUGCGGCAGCUCAACGCCCACUUCGGCCGCCGCUGCGCCACCACGCCCAUGGCCGUGCACCGCGUCAAGGUCACCUUCAAGGACGAGCCGGGCGAGGGCAGCGGCGUGGCGCGCAGCUUCUACACCGCCAUCGCCCAGGCCUUCCUCUCUGGCGACAAGCUGCCCAACCUGGACUGUGUGCAGAGCGCCAGCAAGGGCAUGCAGGCCAGCAACCUGAUGCAGCGCCUGAGGAACCGCGACCGGGAGAGGGAGCGGCGGAGCGGCGGGCUGAGGGCGGGGUCCCGCAGGGACAGGGACAGGGAUUCCAGGAGACAGCUGUCCAUCGACACCAGGCCCUUCAGGCCGGCGUCCGAGGGGAACCCCAGCGACGAGCCGGACCCCCUGCCGGCGCACAGACAGGCCCUGGGAGAGAGGCUGUACCCCCGAGUGCACGCCAUGCAGCCGGCCUUCGCCAGUAAGAUCACGGGGAUGCUGCUGGAGCUCUCCCCCGCCCAGCUGCUGCUGCUCCUGGCCAGCGAGGACUCGCUGAGGGCCCGAGUGGAGGAGGCCAUGGAGCUCAUCAUCGCACAUGGAAGGGAGAACGGUGCUGACAGCAUCCUGACUGGGCUUGGCACUCCUAAGCGCAGUACUGGGGUACAGCAGGAGAACCGCAAGCGGCACGGCUCCAGCCGCAGCGUGGUGGACAUGGAGCUGGACGACCCCGACGACGGAGACGACAACGCCCCCCUCUUCUACCAGCCGGGCAAGAGGGGCUUCUACUCGCCCCGGCCCGGCAAGAACACGGAGGCCCGGCUCAACUGCUUCCGCAACAUCGGCCGAAUACUGGGUUUGUGCCUGCUGCAGAACGAGCUCUGCCCGAUCACCUUGAACAGGCACGUGAUCAAGGUGCUGCUCGGGAGGAAGGUUAACUGGCACGACUUCGCCUUCUUCGACCCGGUGAUGUACGAGAGCCUGCGGCAGCUGAUCCGCCACGCCCAGACCGGCGAGGCGGAGACGGUGUUCGCCGAGAUGGAGCUGGCCUUCGCCAUCGACCUCUGCAAGGAGGAGGGCGCCGGGCAGGUGGAGCUGCUGUCCGGCGGCGUGAACAUGCCCGUCACUCACCUGAACGUGUACGAGUACGUGAGGAAGUACGCCGAGCACCGCAUGCUGGUGGUGGCCGAGCAGCCCCUUCACGCCAUGAGGAAGGGUCUGUUGGACGUGCUUCCCAAAAACUCGCUGGAGGACCUGACGGCCGAGGACUUCAGGCUGCUGGUGAACGGCUGCGGAGAGGUCAACGUGCAGAUGCUCAUCAGCUUCACCUCCUUCAACGACGAAUCGGGAGAGAACGCAGAGAAGCUGUUGCAGUUCAAACGCUGGUUCUGGUCCAUCGUCGAGAAAAUGAGCAUGACCGAGCGACAGGACCUGGUCUACUUCUGGACGUCCAGCCCGUCUCUCCCAGCCAGCGAGGAGGGCUUCCAGCCCAUGCCCUCCAUCACCAUCCGGCCCCCAGAUGACCAGCACCUCCCCACCGCCAACACCUGCAUCUCCCGCCUCUACGUGCCGCUCUACUCCUCCAAACAGAUACUCAAACAGAAACUCUUACUAGCCAUCAAGACCAAGAACUUUGGUUUUGUGUAGAGGUUGACAAACAAGGUGUUUACUGUUGUGUAAUAUUACUAGUUCCAUUUUUGUAGUUUUUUUUUUUUUUUUUUUUUAAUUUGUCUAUACUAUUUUAUGAAAUUAAAAGCGCUGUCACAUCCCUGGCGGUAAAUCUUAUUUUAUUUUUUUUUGUAUUAUUAUUAUUUCUGAUGAUAUAUACAUUCCUGCAUUUGGGUUUGUAAAGUUGGAGGAGCCCAAGGCUCUUGGAUCAGCUCGAGACCAUAACUUCCAUUGCAUUUAGCCAGACGGUAAUCUGUUAGCUGAACCCCGGCCAAAGAUGACAGCAAAAAUAUAAAAUAAGGUUUCACUGUGAUUUUUUUUUCCCCCCGCCCUGAGAAGAAUGCUUAAUAUUAUUGAAAGUUCACUGCUGCCUUUGUGAAGUCUCAUUUUUUUCUUGUAUAGGGGGAGUAGGGUAUUUCAAAAUAAACUUGAGGAUGCAAAAUAUAAAAUUCA